Funneliformis geosporum is the source of this 599-nucleotide messenger RNA. Lineage: Eukaryota; Fungi; Glomeromycota; Glomeromycetes; Glomerales; Glomeraceae. The record is from the annotation of a GenBank genome assembly.
GUUUAUUAUACUUAUUAUACUCCAAUUUUGCUUUCAUAUAAUUAUCAUGGUCAAUAUGGAGUUACUUUUCAGAUUGAUCCUGCAAUUUACGAUUUCAGAAAAAUAUCCCAAUUUGAUAAUCGCAAAUUUCUUCUGGUGCUUUACAAUAAAAAAUACCAAAAAAUUGAAAUCUACUUUGAUAUUGCUCAACGACUAGCAAAAAAUUUUAAAGUGUUCAAAGCGCUAAAUACAGACGAAAAUUUUCUUAUUGCAAUUAACGAACCAAAAGAAUUAAUCGCAAUUUAUAUUACAAAUAAAGCUAUGUUGCAUGUGUUUUCUUUUAAUGAUGGACAAACAUAUUUAUGUCUACGAAAUCAAAAUAUCCAGUUAAAACAAUGGUACAAUAAUAUGGUCCCAAAUCUCCAACAUUUAUUUUUUAUUAAAAAUACUGAAGAACUUUGUUUUGUUGAAAAGGGUGGUCGGGCACGUAUUUUCAAUCUUGUAUAUAAGCAAUUUCGACCUUCGGUUUGCAAUUUUCCAUCAAAUACUGUAAAUGUUUUAAGUUCACCCGAUGGAUCUUGUAUUGUAGCGUUUGUAAAAGAAAAAUUAGAGUAUAAUAA